UACAAAAAAAUACAUCAGAACGUCGCCAGGGGGUUUCAAUAAAUCAUAAAGAGGUUGUCAUACAAAAAUAUUAUAAAAAUUACAAAUAUUCAGAGUUUUGGCAGCUUUCAAAUUAGUAGAGUCUUUAAUAGAAUUAAUAUACUGCUUGGUUUCACUUAUAAAUAUAGAAAAGAGGGGAUUUUUUUUUGUGUAUCGAGAUUUAUGUAUGUGAUAUUUUGCCAAUAGUAUAAUUAGAUUUAUAAUGUAAUAUAGAUUUUUUUUUUUUUUGUGUAUGGGAAGUCAGUGAAACCAAACAGUAUAUUUUCAAAACAAAGGGACAAAUUAGGUUCAAUUGAAAAAAAAAAAAAUGAAGUUACAAAUGAAAAACAUAUUAGUGUUUAAGUGAAAUCCAGCUGUUGAGAUCACGUGACACCUUGCUCCAUUGUGGUCACGUGACGUGUUUUGUUGACGUUUGUCGCUGCAUUUCGCACGAUGAAUUCACGGGCAAACACAGCAGCUGGUGCAAUGUCAUCGCUUCGCUAGCAGGCAGCGAGCCGGAGGGGAACAACCUGGAGCGGGCUGCGGACGUCCUUAAUGCUCAGCCGAGCCUCGGUGGUGUCGGAGACGGAAGAAGAAGCCCCGCGGUGAUGCCGUUAUCAACGGUUUAAAAACAAAAAAAGGAGCAAUUGUAUCCACCUCGACAGGAAGAGGGGACCGCAGCUCGUCAAGUUAAUGCGCCGAAACCUGCUUUUUUAAAGCCACAGUAGAAGGCUGACUGGACUGUGUCCUGUGUACCGCUCAAAAUGGCCAUCGUGAGACAAUUUGGACUACUGGUGUGGAAGAAUUAUCUUCAGCAGAAACGUCAAAUCCUAGUAACUCUGGUGGAGAUACUCCUGCCCCUGCUCUUCUCCGGCAUCCUCAUCGUGCUUCGUCAGAAGGUGCCUUUUAAGGACUUCCCAAAUGCCACGGUCUAUGAGAGCUACGACGUUGAUACGCUACCCAAGGACUUCAUGCGCUACAUGCAGCUGGCCUAUGUGCCCAGUAACUCCAGUGUGGUGCGACAGGUGGCAGAGGACGUGCGAGGCAGCCUGAGGCUCGUCCCUUUAGUGCGCGGCUUUGAGACAGAGGAGCAGUUUGAGGACUACGUAAGAAAUGACCCCAAGUCAGGAGGGCUGCUGGCUGCUGUGGUGUUUGAGCAUCCCUUCAGCCACGACGAUGAACCUCUGCCCUUAAAGGUGAGCUACCAGCUGCGUUUCAGCUUCACCCCACGCAACGCCCCAGCCAAGGAGAGGUCGGAGCUGAAUCCGAACAGUGACCUGGACUGGCACACGCUCAGCCUCUAUCCCCUCUUCCAGCUGCCAGGACCGAGGGAGCAGUACGACAAGGACGGGGGCACGCCUGGUUAUUUCCGAGAGGGAUUCUUAACCGUGCAGCAUUCGGUGGACCGAGCCAUCAUGCGCUCUUACAACAAAACGUCUGCUGCUCCUCUACUGCGACAGACCAGAGUGGUCCUGUCGCGGUUUCCUUACCCUCCCUUCAUCUAUGACGUCUUCAUUCUGGCCAUUCAGAACCAACUGCCCCUGCUGCUGGUGCUCAGCUUUACCUACACCUCCCUCAACAUAGUACGAGCCGUGGUGCAAGAGAAGGAGAGGAAGCUCAAGGAGUACAUGAGGAUGAUGGGUCUCAGCAACUGGCUCCACUGGAGCGCCUGGUUCCUCAUGUUCUUCCUCUUCCUCUCCAUUUCAGUCUUCUUUGUCACUCUGCUCCUUUGUAUCCAGGUGAGCCCUAACGGAGCGGUGCUGACCCGCAGUGACCCCUCGCUGGUCUUUGUGUUCCUGCUCGUCUUCACUGUGGCCACCAUCAACUUCAGCUUCAUGAUCAGUGCCUUCUUCUCACGAGCCAAUGUGGCGGCAGCAGCGGGCGGUUUCAUCUAUUUCAUGAGCUACCUGCCUUAUUUGUUCCUGUGGCCGCGCUACGACUUGCUGAGCCACGCCCAGAAGGUGUCAGCCUGCCUCAUCUCCAACGUGGCCAUGGCCAUGGGAGCUCAGCUCAUAGGAAUGUUUGAAGGGAAAGGAACGGGAAUCCAGUGGGCGAACAUGUUUGACUCUGUGACGGUGGAUGAUGACUUCUCCCUGGGCCAGGUGUUGGGCCUGCUGCUCUUCGACUCUGUGCUCUACGGCCUGGUGGCCUGGUACAUGGAGGCAGUUUUCCCUGGAGAGUACGGAGUGCCUCUACCAUCUUACUUCUUCGUUCUGCCUUCAUACUGGUGCAGCAGCCCCCGCAUGGCCUUGGUGAAUGAGAAAGAGGAAGAGGAGGAUGCAGAAAAGGCUCUGAAAGGGGAGUUCAUAGAGGAGGAGCCAGCUGGACUCGUCUCCGGGGUCAAGAUUAAACACCUCGCCAAGGAAUUCAAAGUGGGCAACAAGACUCGGCAGGCUGUGCGGGACCUCACGGUGAACAUGUUCGAGGGACAGAUCACGGUGCUGCUGGGACACAACGGUGCUGGGAAGACCACGACACUGUCCAUGCUGACAGGGCUGUUUCCCCCCACCAGUGGCAGGGCUUAUAUCAACGGUUACGACAUCUGUCAGGACAUGGCUCUGAUCCGCCGCAGUCUGGGUCUCUGUCCGCAGCACGACGUCCUGUUUGAUAACCUUACUGUCAGAGAACACCUGCUCUUCUAUGCACAGCUGAAGGGCUUCUCCAAAGACAAGAUCCCAGAUGAGGUAGACCGGAUCAUCCGGAUCCUGAACCUUGAGGACAAGCGCCAGGCUCGCUCCAAGACCCUCUCUGGUGGCAUGAAGAGGAAACUCUCUAUCGGCAUCGCCCUCAUCGGGGACUCCAAGGUGGUGAUGUUAGACGAGCCCACAUCAGGUAUGGACCCGUCAGCGCGGCGUGCCACCUGGGACCUUCUGCAGGGAGAGAAGCGCGGUCGCACCAUCCUGCUCACCACACACUUCAUGGACGAGGCCGACCUGCUCGGGGACCGCAUCGCCAUCAUGGCGGGAGGAGAGCUGCAGUGCAGCGGCUCGCCACUCUUUCUUAAGAACAAAUAUGGUGCUGGCUACCACAUGGUGAUAGUGAAGGAUGCUCUUUGUAACGUGUCUGAGAUCACCCGCCUUGUCCACAUGUACGUUCCCAACGCGACUCUGGAGAGCAGCGCGGGGGCCGAGCUCUCUUACAUUCUGCCCAAAGAAAGCACCAGCAGGUUUGAGCUGCUGUUUGCGGAGCUGGAGAUGAACAGAGAGGAGCUGGGCAUCGCCAGCUACGGAGCUUCAGUCACCACGAUGGAAGAGGUUUUCCUCAGGGUGGGAAAGUUGGUGGAUUCGAGUUUGGACAUCCAGGCGAUCCAGCUGCCCGCCCUGCAGUACCAACAUGAGAGACGCUCCCAUGACUGGACCACCGAUGACGCCAGCAGCAUCAGCGGCAUGACUGACGUCACAGACUUCACAGACAGCGGCACGCUCAUCUCAGAGGACUGCUCCAACAUCAAGCUGAACACCGGGGUCAGACUCUACCUGCAGCAGUUCUACGCCAUGUUCCUGAAGAGGGCGCUGUAUAGCUGGAGGAACUGGAAGGUGAUGGUGGCUCAGUUCCUGGUCCCUCUGGUUUUCACCGUUGUGGCCUUAGUGGUGGCUCGCACCAUUCCCAACCACCAGAAUGCUCCUCAGCUGAGGCUGGCACUCAGCCGCUACGGCCACACCAAAGUCCCCGUGGCCCUGCCGCCCGGAGUGGGGCCCCUGGCCUCGGCCCUGGCAAACACAUACAGCUCACAGCUCUCCGCCCAGCUCGGCCAGCUCAUCAACGUCACAGACUUCACUGAUUACGUCCUGAACCAGGCGGAGGAAGAAGGCGGCAGCUUUAACGAGCGCUGUGUGGUGGGCGCCGCUUUCCGUGGCAGCAGCAGCCAGUACGCAGAAGUGACGGCCUACUUCAACAACGAGGGCUACCACACACCGGCCACGGCCCUCAUGAUGGCGGACAACGCUCUGUUCAAGCUGCUAGCGGGGCCGAAUGCUUCCAUCCAGACCAGCAAUUACCCCAUGCCACGCAACCUGUCGGAGGUCGCCCAGAGCCAGCUGGCAGAGGGAAAGACAGGCUUCAUCAUCGCCAUCAACCUCAUGUACGGCAUGGCCUCCCUGUCCAGCACGUUCGCCCUGCUGCUGGUCACAGAGUCCUCCAUCAAGUCCAAACAUGUGCAGCAGGUCAGCGGUGUGUACCUGUCCAACUUCUGGUUCUCUGCUCUGCUGUGGGACCUGGUCAACUUCCUGCUGCCCUGUCUUCUCAUGCUGGUGGUGUUUCAGGCAUUCGAAAUCAAGGCUUUCACAGACAACAACCACCUGGUGGAUGUGCUGUUGAUCCUGCUGCUGUAUGGCUGGGCUGUUGUUCCUCUCAUGUACCUGCUCAGCUUCCUCUUCUCCACUGCCGCUACUGCCUACACACGCCUCACCAUCUUCAACGUGAUCUCUGGCACGGCCACCUUUCUGACUGUCACCAUCAUGACCAUCCCAGAGUUGAACCUGCGGGACCUCUCACACUUACUGGAUAAGAUAUUCCUGAUCUUCCCAAACUACUGCCUGGGCAUGUCCUUCAGCCAGUUCUACAAGAACUACGAAUUCAUCUCGUUUUGCACCUCCAGUCCAUUAAUCACGCCAAUCUGCGACGCGCUAAACAUCACGUACCAGCUGAACUACUUCUCCAUGUCGGAGCCUGGUAUAGGACGCUACCUCGUGGCCUUUUCAGUUCAGGGUUUAGUCUUCAUCGUUCUGCUGUUCGUCAUCGAGCUGCAGUGUGUUCGCACUCUCCGGAGACUUCUCACCUCGCUGGGCAGAAGGCGUAAACAGUUACCUCUAAUAGAGGACGCAGCUCUCCAACCAGAGGACAGGGACGUGGCUGAUGAGAGGAAGCGGGUCCUGGAGUGUCAGCCCGUGGUAGAGUCGAUGGUGGGCAGCCCCCUCAUACUGCAGGAGCUAAGCAAGGUGUACAGCAGCGGGCAGACUCUUCUGGCUGUGGACAGGCUGUCUCUAGCUGUAGGGAAAGGGGAGUGUUUUGGCCUUCUGGGCUUCAAUGGAGCAGGAAAGACCACAACGUUUAAGAUGCUGACAGGAGAUGAGAGUGUCACUUCAGGGGACGCCUACAUCGACGGAUACAGCAUCUUGAGGGACAUUAAAAAGGUGCAGCAGCGCAUCGGUUACUGCCCUCAGUUUGAUGCUGUGUUGGACCACAUGACAGGAAGAGAAACUCUGUGUAUGUAUGCGCGGCUCAGAGGAAUACCGGAGAGGUACGUGUCUGGCUGCGUGGAGAACGUCCUGAGGUCGCUGCUGCUGGAGCCGCAUGCUGAUAAACUGGUCCGCAGCUACAGUGGCGGGAACAAGCGGAAGCUGAGUGCAGGCAUGGCUCUGAUCGGUGGGCCUCCGGUCAUCUUCCUGGACGAGCCUUCGACCGGGAUGGACCCCGUCGCCCGGAGGCUGCUGUGGGACGCUGUGACGCGCACACGGGAGUCUGGAAAGGCUAUAAUCAUCACUUCUCAUAGUAUGGAGGAGUGUGAGGCUCUGUGUACCAGGCUGGCGGUGAUGGUCAACGGCCAGUUCAAGUGCCUCGGGAGUCCCCAACACCUAAAAAGCAAGUUCGGCAGUGGCUACACCCUGCUGGCUAAAGUCCACAUAGAGGCAGAGCUGGAGGACAGCGACCUGCAGCUUUUUAAAGACUUCAUCGAAAGCACCUUCCCAGGAAGUCACUUGAAGGAUGAGCACCAGGGAAUGGUGCACUAUCAUUUGACUGACAAAACACUGACCUGGGCACAGGUGUUUGGCACUUUGGAGGCAGCCAAAGAGAAAUACCAGAUUGAGGACUACUGCGUGAGCCAGAUAUCACUGGAGCAGGUGUUUCUCAGCUUUGCCCAGUUUCAGCACUGCAUAGAGAGUGGGAGGAAGUAACUGGAGCGAGAAAUCCGUCCAAUCCAUUGUCCAUUUUCCACAGAGGUGUGUGUGUGUGUGUGUGUGUGUGUGUGUGUUACACAGCAGGUGUGUACACAGGCUGGAGCGGCUUUAUCUCCAGCUCCAUUUUUACCUUGAACAUCAACACACACACACACUCUGAGCCAGUCGCAUCAACUACAGCAUUUCUACUACUGUAUCUUUGUCUUUGUUGGGUCCAUCAUGCCGUUGUUGUUAUUGUUGUUGUUGUGUGAUGAGGAAGUGGGAGGAUUUGGAUUCUGACGUGGCAGGGAUGAUGAUUAUACCAAGUAAUGAACUCUGAGUACUGCACCUUUUUAGUGAGCUCAAAGACAAUGACAACACUCAUUAGAUACUACUCACUACUGUGUGUGACGGGGUUUCUUUGUGUGUGUGUGUGUGUGCAUUUAUGCGUGUACAGCUCGUCUUUUUUUUGUUGUUAUUUAUGAUUUGGUUUUCUUACUUGAUUAUGUUUCCAAUAAUUUGUGCUUUUUUUUCUGUGAUCAUCACAAGAGAAUGAACCACUCCAUUUGAUACGUGUAUGAAAUCGUUGCACACCUUUGCGCCUUAUCUAAUUAAUGAGGGUUCUUGUUUCUUUAUAUUGCCCUAAACAAAAUGCCUGGUUAUCCUUAAUAAGAGCGUCUUAAUGUCGUUGCCAGAUGUAAAUAAUGUGAUGUGUUCAUGGUACUAAAAAAAAACCACUUACUCAUUCAGGCCAGAGCAGAACAUUUACUCAUUUAAAGACUGUUUUGGGCACAUUAAUGAAUGCAUGUAUACAAUAAGAUUUACAGAGUGCAUGAUACUGGAAGAGCAAAGAGCUGCUAGCGAUCACAAGAAGACCGUCCUUAACGAGGAAGUAUCCUCCGAGUGCUUUUAGCCCAGUCUGGGAACAUUUAACACGCCUCCAUUGUCCAGGCAUUGUGAACCGUUGUUUCUGUUUUCCUGCCAAACAAGUUCCAGCAACAGUGUGUUACCAUGUGGAUACACGGACAUUACAGUUUACAUGGAAGCUAUUUAGAAAGAAAUCAUGGUGUGAUGCAGGAGAUUAUUUUCAAAAUGUUGCAGUGAAAUGUAUGGAAGCCCGGAGAGGCAAGUGAGAAAAACUAUUCUGGUGAUCCAUUUUCUAAGUCUGAUUAUUUUCUAUCUUGUGUUUAUGACUUAAGAACAGAUGAAAGGAUAAUAUUUUUAAUUCCUUUAAAAAAAAUCUGUGAAAAUGGGUGAAAAACUAAAGUUUUUCAGGUGAUUUUUUUUGUUUUUUUUGUUGUAAUGCUCGUUUCAGCCACAAGAGGCUGAAGUGUAUUACGAGCAUUAGUUCUAAAUAGGACUAAAAGCAUUCAUGUUUUAUUAAAGGUGAGUCAUGAGAAAUAUUUAAAAAAAACUCAACCAGAAAAAUAACUAACCUUCCAAAACAAUUUUGGUUUCACAGAAGAAAAAAAAGUUUUUAACUUAGAAAGAUUUUUUUUCAUGUCUUCUCAAGUCAUAAACACAUAAGAAAAAUAAAUUUAGGUCAAACUUAUCAAAACCUCAUCACCAGAAUUUUUUCCCCUACUUGGCCUCUCGAGGCUUCCGUAACAAGCGGUAUGUCAUGACGUCAAAUCAAGUCGUAUCAAACUGCAUGUGAUUGAUUUGAGCCCAAAAACAGCAAGACUGCAAUGAACUUAGAGGUGUUUUUGUAUUUUUUUGUUGUUGUUUUCAUUUUUCUUGCAGCUAUGCAUUUCACAUAGUACACCUAUGUUUGUAUGUGUGUGUGUGUGUGUGUGUGUUCUUGUACUUCCUACAUAGUGAGGACCAGAACACGUUUUUAACCAACAGAGUGAGGACAUUUUUGCAAAGUGAGGACAUUUCGGCCGGUCCUCACUUCUUUAAAGGCUUUUUUGAGAUUUCAGACUUUGUUUUAAGGGUUAAAGGUUACAUGAUAAUGAUAAUUAACUGAAACUGUAUUGUGUGGUUACAAAACUAACUAAAAUUAUAGUGAAAAUGUCUUUUGUUUUCAUCUUUGUCAACUUUUUUCAUACAUAAUGAAGAUGGAUCAGACAAAGGAAAUAAAGGCAAAAUUUACUGUGACGUCUUUUAAUCCCCCACCCAACAAAUACCCCAUUACAAAAAACUACAACUAAUAAAAACUAAACUAAAACUAAAGCAUUUCAAAAAAUAAAUACUUUUCUAAAACUAGCAAACUCACUUUAAAAACGAAUUAAAUAUAACUGAAUUUGAAAACAAAAAUUCAGAACGAAAUUAAAACUAAAACUAAUGAAAAUCCAAAACUAUUAUAACCUUGCUAGGGAAUUCACUGUUCCAAUGAGGGUCCUCACAAAGAUAGAAGUACAAGAAUGUGUGUGUGAAUGUGUAUGUGUGUGUGUGAGAGGUACAGAGAGCAUGGCAACACAUGAUUCCUGAUUUCAUCCAGACUGUGUGAAAACAGUGCUUUGGUAGCCCUCGAAUAUAUCAAAAACCAAGAGAUUGUUAUUGCGCAGUGGACAAACUUCUGUUUCAUCCUUAAUGUUGCGCUGCUCCUUCAGGGAACGACAGGAAAUGCAAUAAGAAGGCCCAACAGUGGUAAAGAUAGUACAAACUUUACUACGUACAAAUAGAUGCCUUGUUCUGAUAAAGGAAGAAUGAUCAGCGCAAUGUUUGUCCUCUCAUUUGGAUGUGCUACUGAUUUUAGACUGUACCCUAUUUAUCACUCUCUCAAAGCCUUGUUUGUACACUAAAUAAGUUGUAAAAAGAUUUCUGUAUUCUGUAAGAAUAUUUCAAAUGCUAUUUGAACUUUAAAACAAAUAAUUCCCACACAUAUUGAUGAGAAAUAGAUUCUCAGUUUCCCGUUUAUCAGUCAUGUUAGAAAUUAAUAUUAUAAUCUGGGAUGAAUCACAAAUCAGUCCGAGUGUACAGAUGACAUGCCUCCUCUCGAGAAAAAAAAAGCACUCUGACUUCACAGAAGUGACAUGAAUGUAUUUACACGAAAGUACUCAAACUUUAUGAACAGCUUCGUAUGAUUUCCAGCAAUUUCUUUUUGUCACCAGAUGCGUGUGUGAGAAGUAGAGACUGACAUUCCAGAAAGACACAGAUAUGUGGCUUAUUGCUCUUUUUAAAGGCUUUAACCUCCUAACUUUGACUUUUGUUACAUUUGUUCGUGUAUUUGCACAAUUGUUUUUUCUCAUUACAUGUAUGACUUGAAUCAACUGCAAUGUUAAAUACAUAGUUGAGGAGAAAUGGGAAGGUUUGCACUGCUGAAGGAUUGAGUUAUGCUGAAAUACAGUGUAUCAUAUUUGAAAAGGGAAUUUACAUCAUUGUAAUUGUGUACUGUACUGUACCAUGAAACUGACCUUGUCAACUGUAUAUGUAUCGCUAUUCUUUUUAAAUUAAAUAAUGCUCUAUGCAAAUGGUA
Centropristis striata (black sea bass) is the source of this 9315-nucleotide messenger RNA. It is a transcript of the gene abca3b, whose product is annotated as ATP-binding cassette, sub-family A (ABC1), member 3b. Gene Ontology annotation, biological process: transmembrane transport; lipid transport. The record is from RefSeq and is a predicted model, not a curated record. Gene Ontology annotation, cellular component: intracellular membrane-bounded organelle; membrane. The transcript is spliced from 31 exons. NCBI's taxonomy places the organism in Eukaryota, Metazoa, Chordata, Actinopteri, Perciformes, Serranidae. The coding region runs from base 783 to 5912 and encodes 1709 amino acids. Gene Ontology annotation, molecular function: ATP binding; lipid carrier activity; ABC-type transporter activity.